UUUGUGUCGCUUAUUUUAAUGUAUAGUGUGGAAGUGUGUCAAACAUUAAAAAAAAAAUGAAAAUGUUUAAUGAAAAAUUAGAGCUGUAGAAUAAUUAUAACAAUAUUUUGCAUUAUACGCCUUAGGAAACUUUUUUAUUAAUAGGGCACGGGUGAUCGGAGUCAAGAUGGAGGUUUGUUGAAGGCCUUUGAUUACCAUGUGAUAAUCAAGGUUGUUGGUUUUGGGCUCGAAUCUCGAGCAAGAGUCAAAUCUCAAUUCGCUCUGGCAUCGUUUCGAUGCUAGCUGAGCGUCCGAGUGGCUUCCAUCCUGUGCUGCGGCUGGGACACCCACCUGCCAUUCCAGCAGGCGGUGAGGAUCCUGAGGACGAACCACCCCCACCCCCUCAGAGGACAGUAUCCUCCCCUACUGGUGUGUCCUCUCCCACUUCUGCACCUCCUCCUGCACCUGUUCGUAGGCUCCUCUGUUUACAGUCGCGCUCUAGUCUUACGGUUUCCAGAACAGAAUAUGUACUUAACGCUUCAGAACCUUUGCUUAUAAAAUGGGAUAUCAAAGAAGAGGUGUCUCCAUCUGAUUGGAUUGGCCUUUAUAAAACAGAUGAAGUAGAUCCAACACGUUAUGUAGAAUGUAAAUAUCGGAGACCAUCUGCAACUCCAAGAGGGCAGAUUCCUUGGACAAUUGAGAAAACUGAAUUUUUCGUGGAAGAUGUGACAAAUGUCUGUUUUAAGUAUUAUCAUGGUAUUACCGGUGCACUACGAGCUGUCAGUCCCGUGGUUACUGUUAGAAGGUUCCUGGACUCCUGUGGACCUCAAAAUAGUCAUGGGACUGAAGAUGUAUUGGUGGGAUAUUCUUCUCAGCAAUACCCUGUAGAAAUGGUGAAGUUUACUUUAUCUAACCUCCAUGCAAGAAAUUUGAAAAAGGGGAUGUUUUUUAACCCUGAUCCCUAUGUCAAAAUAUCUAUUCAACCUGGAAAAGGAGAAGGUGUUUUACUUUUACCUCAUCAUGGCCAAGUUUGUCGAACUGGUAUUGCUGAAUCUACUACUCACCCUUCAUGGCCUGGUCAGUUUGAGUUUAUUGCCUAUCCAUCUGAUAUUCUAGACUUCGAAGUAAAAGAUAAAUUUGCAAAAAGUAGACCUAUCAUUAGUCGUUUCUUGGGAAAAUUUUCUGUGCAGAUUUGCCUUCUUCUUGAUCAGUUUACGGGGAUUCCAAUAGAAUUCAGUUUCAGUUUGUGCAAUAAAAACCCAUCUGAUCAUGUAACAGGGCAGUUAUCAUUUACUUUCACUCUUGAAAAUGGUCCAGUCGACCCAUGGACUCACAUUCGUCAAGUCCAUAAUCCCAUAUAUGCAACUGAUCUUUCUGAUUCACAGAUAACUGGGUCAUCCGUCCCAAACACACCUCAGCACAUUGUACUUUCUAGUCGAUCAGCUCAAAUGCUAAAUGGUAAUUUGUCUGGUAAUGGCAGUAGCCAUUCCGUAGCUGGGUCACGUGCCUCUGAGCCAUCAAGAAGAGAUGGGCAGCCUCGAAAUAUUCGUUCUGGUUCUGAUCAAAGCAUAAAUAGUAUUGCAGCUGCCCCACCAGCUGCUCGGAGAGCUUCUCAGGCAUCUGUUACUCGUCUAUCUAUUCCAUCAAUACCUACAACCACUGCAAGCAGUAACAGUAUUUGCAGUGCUGGCUCUUCCACAGUGGCCUUUACUAAUAUGGAAUAUGUGCUUCAGCCUGCAACUGAUUCCACAAAUAGCAUUGAACCAUCUCCUAAUCCUACCCCAGUAAAAGAGAUGGAUGUUCCUCCACCUCUGCCACCAAAGCAGAAAUCAGCUAAAGUGCAUCGUCCUCUGGAGCGAUCUAAAGCCCAUCUUGUAGGACCAAGCACAUCUUCGCAGGAUGGACCUUCAGUUAGCAGAGUGGAAAUAUCAGACACCAGUCAGUUAUCAACUCAUAAACCUAAACAUACUAAACCUGAAGACAGUUUUUUAUUGGAAAUAGUUGAUACAGAUGAACAAAAUGGUAAUACAGAUGAUGAUGAUGCAACUCCAUGUAUUGAUGGUGAUGAAAGUGUGAGUGCCUUGUCAACAUCUGUAUCAGUACCUCUUCUUCGAGAUUCUAGUCCUCCACCUCCAGCAUUGCCCCAGAGAACAUCUAGUGGUGCACCACGGCCUGUAGCUCUUCCAGUUCAUCCAGUGGGAUCUAAUAGUUAUCCUGAUGGUCAUUAUAUCAAUCAAACUCAAAUACACUGUGAACACUCAGUUUCCCAGCGAACAGCCCCCUUAGCAACUCCUGAACAUGACUCCAUCCAUGAAGGAGGACCAUCAUUAGAAAACAUAAAUGAAGCUGUUAAUUUUGAGGGGGAAGAUGAAACGCCUGUUUUAAAUUAUUCAGAGCUGGAACCAAGUAUAGAUGCAUAUAGUUCUUCAGAUCUUGAUCAUGAAACUUAUCUUAGUCUCAGUGAAGCUAGUGAUUUAGCUCGUGUUGCAAAUUCAAUGGAUCACAUGACUAAUGAUUUUGGUGAGCUUAAUUUAGAUAAUGAUGAAAUCCCUGGUAGUUACAGUGUCUGUGUACCAGAUGUUGUCACUCCGCCGUGCAGCAGCCCCUCAUCCCAAACUCUUAGUGCCAGUGAAAAUGAAGAGCCGCCGGGCGACGGAGAUAAUCUGCAGAGAAAUGGUUCCUAUGGAUCGGACUCCGAUUCCAUUGACGGAGAAAAUGUGCUUGCAUAUCCUGAUGCAGUAGCACAGGAACCGUCCUUACCGAGUUGCGCUACUACCCCCGAUAUGCCCUCAACAUCAAGAACGGGGAUGCACUGUAGUACCAGCUCACUCAGUUUGUUAUCAACACCAGAUAGUGUUCAGACUCCUGUUUCUCCUGGUUUGGUUGUCAGUCCAGCUAGUGAUGACCUCAGUCCAGUUAGCCCUACUGAUGAAACUUCUGAUGAUGGGCCAUCUCCAUUGAGGACGUCCCCUUCAUCUGAAGAGCGGGAUAACCAUGUAUCUCCAUCUCAGCCUAGCAUUGCAAAUCACUUAACUUACAUAAGGCCAGACUCAGAUUUAUGGGUCCAGAGGCGCAAUUCUCUUGGGAAUCUAGCAUCAAGGUCACUAAGCUUCUCUGCUGGCAGAGAUCAACUUCAUGUAGCAACUUUGCAGCAUCUUCCUACUACACGAUUGCCUUCCAUACCCGAAAGAACGAUUCGAUAUCAGAGAGUCGAUCUCGAGGAUCCAUUGCCCCCUCGUGAGUAUUGCAGUGAUUGGGAGGCACGCAUUGAUAGUCAUGGCCGUAUAUUUUAUAUUGAUCAUUUAAAUCGCACUACCACAUGGACAAGGCCUACAGCAUCACAGCAGUUAACACUUGGAACAGCUAGUGAAUUACAGCGUCAACAAUUAGAUCGCAGGUAUCAAAGCAUCAGAAGAACUAUAACUUCUCGCACUCAUGAGGAUGCUGCAACUAGUACUACUCCUGCCUCUACUUCAACAACAGUGCCUUCCUCAUCUAGCCCAGAAAAUCAGAGGGUAUUGCUGCUGCGCUCACCCGCUGUCCGAUUUUUGACACGUCCAGACUUCUUAAAUGUUCUUCAUAUGAAUGAUGAAGCUCUUGCUGUGUAUAAUAGAAGUUCUUCUUUAAAACACAUGAUAACCAAAAUUAGAAGAGAUCCUUCUGGCUUUGAAAGGUAUCAACAUAAUAGAGAUUUAGUAAGUCUUUUAAAUAAAUUUGCUGAUACAGCAAGAGACUUGCCAAGAGGUUGGGAAACAAAACUUGAUCGAGCUGGUAAGCAAUUUUUCAUCGAUCACACAUCUCGAAGUACAACUUUCAUUGAUCCGAGGCUGCCUAUUGAAACUCCUUUUGUAAAUCCAAAUAAACUUCCUGUACCCUUGGCCAGGAGAAGAAGUCGUAGUGCUGGUGAAGAAGAGAUUAGGCCUGAUACCAUAGUAAGACCUCUGACAACAACGACAACAGCAGUGGCAGCAGCAGCAGCAACAACUCAAGGCCCUGUGCCUCCUCCCCGACCACCUGCUAGUACAUCAUCUACUGUGCCUCAUGUUGUUCCCCAUGUGCCAACUGCUUACAAUGAUAAAGUUGUAGCUUUCCUAAGACAGCCAAAUAUAAUGGACAUCUUGAAAGAGCGUCACCCAAUCAUUGCAUCCAAUCAGGCUUUACGGGAUAAAGUCAAUGCUGUCAGAGCAGAUGGCACUGCUGCUAUUGAUAGAUUCAGUCAUGACAUAGAUCUGACUAUUCUUUUAAGCUUAUUUGAGCAAGAAAUUAUGUCUUAUAUACCUGCUCAAUUUACAAGUAAUGGCAGUAGUAGUAGUAGCAACCAUCGUUCUCCUCGCACAUCACCACAACCUUCACCUCAGGCCUCUCCUGGUCUUCAGAGAGCAAAUGUUAGAGCCCCUGCUCCAUAUAGACGAGAUUUUGAAGCAAAAUUACGAAAUUUUUAUCGGAAAUUGGAAUCUAAAGGUUAUGGUCAAGGCCCUGGCAAAAUGAAAUUAAAUAUUAGGAGAGAUCAUCUUUUGGAAGAUGCAUUUACCAAAAUCAUGGCUGCUUCAAAAAAGGAUCUUCAGAAAUCACGCCUUUAUAUUAGUUUUGCUGGGGAAGAAGGGUUAGAUUAUGGUGGUCCUUCACGUGAAUUCUUUUUCCUUUUAUCCCGGGAGUUGUUCAACCCGUAUUAUGGCCUUUUUGAAUAUUCUGCUAAUGAUACAUACACAGUGCAAGUCAGCCCAAUGUCAGCUUUUGUCGACAACCAACAUGAGUGGUUUCGUUUCAGUGGCCGAGUUUUAGGUCUUGCACUUGUUCAUCAGUACCUUCUGGAUGCUUUUUUUACACGACCCUUCUACAAAGCUCUAUUAAGAUUGCCUUGUUCUUUGAGUGAUUUGGAAUACUUGGAUGCUGAAUUUCAUCAGUCAUUACUAUGGCUGAAAGAAAAUGAUAUUUCCGAUAUGGGUCUUGAUUUGACAUUCUCUGUUACUGAAGAAGUUGCUGGUCAAAUAGUAGAAAAAGAGCUAAAGCCAAAUGGGAAAAACAUAGGUGUUGCAGAGCGGAAUAAAAAAGAAUACAUAGAGCGGAUGGUUAAGUGGCGAUUAGAGCGAGGUGUGGCUGAACAAACAGAAUCUCUUGUAAAGGGGUUUUAUGAGGUGGUUGAUCCUCGUCUAGUGUCUGUGUUUGAUGCACGUGAAUUAGAGCUUGUAAUUGCUGGUACUGCUGAAAUUGACAUCUGUGACUGGAGGAAAAAUACAGAAUACCGUUCUGGAUACCAUGACAAUCAUCCUGUCAUUCAGUGGUUUUGGCUUGCUAUUGAGAAGUUUGACAAUGAAAGGCGUCUGAGGCUUUUGCAGUUUGUUACUGGCACAUCAAGUGUUCCAUAUGAAGGCUUUGCAGCACUGCGAGGAAGUAAUGGACCUCGUAGAUUUUGCAUAGAAAAGUGGGGGAAACCAACAAGUUUGCCCAGGGCACAUACCUGUUUUAACCGUUUGGAUCUCCCUCCUUAUACAACAUAUGAAAUGCUCUAUGAAAAAUUACUUCUAGCUGUUGAAGAAUCAAGUACAUUUGGCAUAGAGUGACUUUAAAAUAGCAUUGAAUGGUAAAAAUAUUAGGAAAAUGCUUUAUUCUAUCAAACCUGUUUGGUAGACCUCAAAUGCUGAGGAGGAUGCUCUGGGACCCAUGGCACAUUAUCUGAUCAUGAGGUCUCAUUUGGGAUGCUGAUAUCUUCAGCUUGAAAGUGCUGCCAUAAUGAUAAUCUUUGAAAUAUUUCAGAAACGUAAUUGUUUCAAUGUGGCUGGUGGUACCUUUAAUGCCUGGGUCAUUCUCCUCUGCCGAUCUGUUAUGCAAAAGACCUGGGACUUCCAGUUUUUCUACACUAUGGCCUUCUAUCUUACCCUCCAUGCUUCAACUACAGUGCUGCUUUGAAGUCGGACUGCUAUUUGGGUUCCAAUCAAGAGAGCCAUCAUGAACAUGAGAGGACAAAAAAAAUUCCAAGCACAAGAAAUACGAGUGUGAAAUUAGACUAUACUGUUAUCAUUAUAACAUUUCUAAUGGAAGAAACUGUUGAGCAUUUUUUUUUAAACAGGUAGUUACAAGUGGGAGGCACAUGAUGUGCUUACUUUUUCAACCAUGAAUCAAAUUUUUUGUCAUAUGUGUAGUUUGUUUUGUGUUGUCUUUUCUAUGAGCAAUUAUUUUGAGCACUGUACAUGCCUUCUAUCCAUCUUAGAUUUGCAUAUAGUUGUGCUUUACUGCUAAUGUUCAUUAAAAACUUAGUGACAAUUUACAAAAACUAGGAUAUUAUGCUGAAGUGAAAUAUUUAUUAGCAAAAUUGUCUGAUUGCAUUCUGUGAAAUUUGAAUGCAAAUUGUUGUGGAGACGUGUGUGUUUAGGAAUCCUCAGUCUACUAUUGGAGAAAAGAAACUGAAAAGCUGUGAUGAAAUAAGAAAAUAAAAUCAAAAGUUGUACUCAAUUUUGUCGAAUAGUACAUCACAAUCAUGUCUGUUUGUAUAAUGUGCAUAAAAAAACAGAUGCAACUCCUUUGAAGAUGAUUAGUAAUUCAUUAUUAGUUUAUUAAUGUACCUUAAUCUGAUUGAUUACACUUUUGCUCAUGAGAGUUUAGUUAUUAGAACUUCAAAAAGUUAAACUAUGGUGGACUGAAGAAAUUUUAUUCUAAUGGCAACUUUUUGCCUUCCUGUGCUUUGGCUGUUGAAUGGUGUUAUGCCUUUCCAUUGCAGCAGAAAAACAGGCAGAAAACCCAUAUCUUUUUGGGCUAAUAAAUCACCUGGAAAAUACAAUUUUCGAAAUAAUCGCUCAACCACUCUGUAUGCAUGAAAGCAUUUCGUAGUCAUUGCUUUUGCAAAGGCUUGACUGUUUCAUACUAAACAAUGGUCUCAAAAAUGUAGGUUUGAAUUUGUUUUGUAAAUAAUGUCUCUAAUAAUAAAACCAUGCUUUGAUAUAUUCUCACGGGUUUUUCAAUAACUUUUCAUCUGCUGGCAUUUUUAUUGAGCGUUAACAUCAAGCAUUCAGCUCUCCAUUUGAAAGCUUUAAUUUUACAUGUACAGUUAAGGCACAUUUAGACUGUGUCUGACAUGUGUAUUACUUAUAAUAAGCAUAGAAUUUUCACACAGAUUUUGUAAAUGAAGGAAUGAAUUUGAUAAAUGUUAAGAUAUGAUAAGCUAGUUCAGAGUAGAAAUAUUUUGUUUUAUUUAACCUGAGUUUAAAUUUUUAGUAAUUCAAAAUUGCUUGAAGCUGUGGCAUACUUUUUAUGAAUACAUAACUGAAAUGAAAUUGUGAGAUCUUCUUCCUUUUCACAUUUUUAUUGUAUUUCUGUAGGUAGUAGUUCUUUUUACAUGAAAUUUGUCUUCUACUUUUGAUGAUUAAUACUUGCAUAAUAUGAUCUAACCAUUUGACUUGUAAAUAUGAACACUUCAACAUUUUGUAGGUUGUUGCAAUAUAGAUUUUUCCCCUUCUCCCACUUUUUUCCCUUGCUGUGUUUAAAUGCUGUGAUUUAAAAAUAUGCAUUUCAUAUGUAUGGGAAAAACAUACUUAAAAUUUCAUUUGAUUAUGUGGAAAUUAUGCUUAUCCAAGUACACAUAUACACCUUUUCCUUGUGUAUGAAAUAAAUUGGAAGCAUUUGCAAAUGGAUAUGACUUACAAGAAAUAAUUUUGAAGAAGAAAUUCACUAUAUGAGGCAUAAGCUAUGCAAAUUUCAUAGCCACAGUAUUAUAGUAAUUUCAUUUAUAUUUUAAUAAACAUAGAAUUAAAAAAUGCAAAAUCAUAGUUGCAAUAAUUGUUAAUUGGAUAAUUUUAAUGGAAAAAAUUAAAUUAUCAGUGUUAAGAAAUUGUAAUUUUGAAUUCCUAUGUAUGACAUUGGACAUUUAAUUAUUUCUAAUAUACAGUUCUGAUGGUGCAAAUUACAAAAGUUUCCAGUUUCAUGUAACAAUGCAUUUGUCCAUCCUGGAUAGCUAUUAAAAAUACAUAUUGUCUGAUUGCAGUUUCAGAAUAGUUUCAAAUCAUGAUUAUUAUAAUUAUAUGUGUUAUAAGUUAAUUUUGUUUGCAUGAGAACAUAACUGACUUCUGUUUCAAUACAAGUUUUAAUAGCAUAUUCUCUUAAUAUUUACCUAGUUGUACUUUUUAAAUCUGUCAGCCUUAGGACAUAGCCACAAUCAAAUUACAAAAAAUUAUGAAAAAUAGAAUCAACCCAUGGGCUUACUGAGUCCUAGUAGACAGAGCCCUAUUGUAUAACAAUAAACAUAUAACUAGGCAUGACAGAUCAUUCUAAAUAUUGUAAUAUCAAGAGAUGGAACAAAUUUGAAGCAGAAAAGAUUUCGUGCAAGAUUUUGUUCAUUAAAUAUCUCCUUCUUCCUUUAUUAUGUCUAAAUUUAACCUAUUUCAUUAUCUAAUUCUGUACUCCCAGGACUUUUCAAAAUCUUCUGCAACUUCUUUGGUUUCACAUUUUUGGAAAAAUGCUUAAUUUUCUUCCAUUUCUUAAAAUCUUACACAUUUGGUGACCUAAUCCGGUUGUACCUAAAUGAUGUGUUGAUAAAUAUCCCUUUUCCUCUUGAUUGCUAAUUUUAAAAGCUAUGGUAUAUUUGAAUGUAAGAAAUUAAACAACUCAGCUGUAAAAAAUUCUAGAUUAAAUGUGAGUACACAGUGUUUUAUUUUCAAAAUUUUUGCAGUACAUAUUUUGACACUUCUCUUUAUUUUAAGUAACAGUAACUUUUGUAUUUUAAAACAUCAAGUUUAUUUGAAAUCAAGUUUUGCUUCAGUUUGAAGUUAAGGGAUUGUUACUACUACUGUGAAAAGCACUUUUAUAAUAGUUCAAGUGCAGUCCGUAAGUAAAGAAUAAUCUGCAUGUUGUCUGCCCAUUCUUAUUUUAACCCGUUUUGCUUAUGUAAUUUUAUAACAAUAGAGGAUGAAAAUUUAAACAAACAUGCAAAUAUAAAUUUUAAUUUCUCACCAUUUUAUAUAGAUUCAUUAAAUCGUAAAAUAUUUUUACUAUCAAUCAGCUGUUUUCUGUAUUAAAAUACAUUUGCAUGAAAAUUAUGUAAAUUUAUUCUUCUGCUAAUUCUAAUUUAUUUCCUGAGUUAAUGGACAUAACAUUAUGGUAUAAUAUUCCUUUGGGAAAUUAAUCAUUUUUAGGAAAUUUAAUAUGAUCAUUUUUUAAAACAAUUAAAAUUAGAAAAGUCAAUUUUGAGAUUUUAGAAAGAUUUAUCAAAAUUAUUCAGACUUGGAAAGAUUAAAAAUAAAAGAUACACAUAAAAUUGAAACUUUUUGUGAAAACAUUAUUCUCCCAUUUUUUCGUUUGGCAUUCAAUUCAGAGUUUGGGAUGUAUUCAUUAAGAUAUUAAUGAAAUUUGCCAGUUAUUAUUACUCUCCCAUUUUUUCGUUUGGCAUUCAAUUCAGAGUUUGGGAUGUAUUCAUUAAGAUAUUAAUGAAGUUUGCCAGUUAUUAUUACUCUCCCAUUUUUUCGUUUGGCAUUCAAUUCAGAGUUUGGGAUGUAUUCAUUAAGAUAUUAAUGAAGUUUGCCAGUUAUUAUUACUUCUUUAGACAUGGCAACUUCAUUAAGAUGUAUAAUGUUGUGAUUCAUUUAAAAGGCCCAUAUUUGAUACACAAAUCUUCUGGGAUGAUUAAUUUUUUUUUAUGUUGAAUAAAUAUGAUGUUUACUGCCAUGCUUUUAAUAAUUUAACUGUUCUCUUUCAUGUCUGGCAUUAUGAGCUAAAUGUGCCUUAUUCUGAAUGAGCUUUGUUAAAAAUUUUCGUUUUUUGAAAGAGUUGUGAAGACUUCCAUCUUCAUGCAUUUUGUGUGAUGUCAUUUGUAUUGACCAAAGUGACGAAUGUUUUAUAACUUGUGAGCUGCUCUGCUAGAAUGUGCUGUGUGGCUGUUAAUAAUGUCACAUUUUAUUUAUUUCUCUGAAUGAUUGUUUUUAGCACUUUCAUGUAAGUGUGAAAUGUAAAUUAAAAUUUGAUUUCUUUAACCAUUAAGUCUUGCUGCAAAAUACUUUCCUUAAUUAAAAAAAAAGAUUGUGUAUAUUAUUGUUUAUUGGUGCAGUUUUUUCCUUCCUCCCCCAUAUCUGCAUUUUAAAUUUUCAUCCAUCUUAUUUUGAAUUUCAGUUUCUUUUGAAAGUUGUUAUUUAUUUCAAAUCUACAUGAAAAUUCUGUUCCUAUUUAUAAGUUAUACAGAUAGAUAUUCAAUAGAUAUUCAGAUUUUGUGUUGUUAGUUUUGUUAUGAAUCAUCUAGAUCUUUUACAUUAACAAGUGUCAUUUAAAAAUACAUAACAAGUGUUGUUAUGCAUAUGUUGUUUUUAUUUCAGAAAGAAAUGUGUUUUAUGUAUUUCAAAUUCUUUUAAUUCAUAGUUUGUUUAGAAAUAGUAAAAGAACUGGGUUCUGUGAAUUUGCCAUUUUUUAAAUGUUAAGUAGAUUUAUUUUCAAAUAUAUACAAUUAUGUUUUAUUUAUGAAGUCACAUAAGCUUAGUUUGUAUAUUGUAUCAUUUAAAAGUAGUUACAGGAAAUUUGUUUGAGCAUAGCAUCGUGUACAAUUUCUUAUUUAGCAAUGAAGUGUAAUCUUGAUUUAUUUAGAAAAUUAAUUUAUGUAAACUUGUAACUAAAAAGAUUUACAGUGACUGUCAUUUUAAUUAAGCUUACCUGUUGAAAUUAUUUACAUCUAUAUUCCCACAUCUUUUUUAAAUUUUUUAUUGCAAAAAUUUAUUUUUAAAAAAAACUGUGCAAUUUGAGUCUAUUUUCAUUAAAUAGAAGUCAUCAUUUUAUAAAUAGGGGAAAUAUUUUGGAAAUCUAGGUUUUUGAAAUAUGCUAUAUGUUGAGUUAAUAUGCUAAUGGCAUUUUUUAUUAAAAAAAGUUAAAUAUAUUUGCUUUUGAACUUCCUUCAUUAAUACACAGCAGCAAUAAAAUAAAAUUUAUUGAUAAUUGUUAUUUGAAAUAAAUAAUAUACUUUAUAGUAUUUAGGUUAUUUUAUCAGUUAUUGGUCAUUGAAAUGUAUCUGUUAUUUUUAUUUUUAAUUUAAUGUUCUGUCAUUUCCAUAUUUAUAAUGUAAAAUAAAAUUUCUAUAUUAUUUGAGUUAAAAAAAUUUUAUAUUAUAUGAAAUUAUUAAUAUAAAUAUUUAAUUUGAAUUUACAAACUAUAGUUUACUCUUUUAUGUUUUGCUUACUGUGAAGUAGUUGCAUCAUUGUAUAUUCCAGCUGGCCUGAGAAGGAUCGUGUAGUUGUGUAUGCAUCAUGUAUAAGAAGUAUGUGAUGUCACAUGCAUCAUAUUGGUUUUGUAAUAAAUACUGUUUAAAAAAUAAGUAUAUUAUUUUUGUUUCUUUAAGGAAGAGAAAUUUAUAUGUAUAUUGCAAAGUCAAACAGCAAACUUCCAAAAUCUUUGAGUUGCUUCUAUGGGAAAAUACUCAAAAGAUUAAAAUCUCAUUUACUAUGAAUAUUUGUAUGCAUUGUAUGUAGGAAUAUUUGUAUGCAGCCUUGUCAACCAACUAUAUGAACCAUAAUUAUAAAAUUUUCUUGACUUUUGAAGCAUUAAAGCAGUGGUUCCCAAACUUUUCCGAGUUGGGGCACCUUUUUUCAAUUAAAAUUUUCCUAUGUCGCCCUACCUUAAGUAAAACUAUGACUAAUCGUGUGUAAGUGAUUAAAAAAAUAAAACUUGUGUAUCUUUAUUAUUUAA
This is a messenger RNA of Stegodyphus dumicola, 11628 nucleotides long. Its product is annotated as E3 ubiquitin-protein ligase HECW2-like. Gene Ontology annotation, molecular function: protein binding; ubiquitin protein ligase activity. NCBI's taxonomy places the organism in Eukaryota, Metazoa, Arthropoda, Arachnida, Araneae, Eresidae. The record is from RefSeq and is a predicted model, not a curated record. Gene Ontology annotation, cellular component: cytoplasm. Gene Ontology annotation, biological process: regulation of dendrite morphogenesis; protein ubiquitination; ubiquitin-dependent protein catabolic process.